AUGUUAAGUGGAAAUAAAUUUAUUGAUAAUUGGCUUACUAAACAAAAUAAACAAAAGGUUUUUAUAGAAUUUAUUCCGUAUGAAUAUUUUAAAAAUAUCAUUUAUCUUUCUGAGGGAGGAUUUAGUAAAAUAUACAAAGCGACAUGUGUUAAUGGUAUAAGAACGGAAUGGAAUAGUCGGAAGCGAAGAUUUGCAGAAGCUAUUAUCAAUGCAACAGUUGUUCUUAAAUGUCUUAAUAGUUCUGAAGCUAUAAGUCAUGAUUUUUUAAAUGAGUUAAAAAAUUAUUUUCAAUGUUCAGAUGGUUAUUAUAUACUCCAAUAUUACGGCAUCACACAGCAUCCCGAAACAAAAGAUUACAUGAUUGCAAUGGCCUUUGCAGAAAAUGGUGAUUUAUAUAAUUAUAUUUCAAAAAAUUUUCUUACUAUAUCUUGGAAACAAAAACUAGGGGCGUUAAGAAAUAUAGCAUGGGGACUCAAAACAAUUCAUGAUAAAAAAAUUAUUCAUCGAGAUCUUCAUAGUGGCAAUAUACUUAUUCAUCGUGAUCUUCAUAGUGGUAAUAUACUUAUUAAUAAUCCAAGAAAUGUUGAUUUUGGUGUAAAAAUAGGAGAUUUUGGAAUAAGCAAACCAGCAAAUGAGAUAACAGAUACAAAAGAGAUAUAUGGGAAUACUACUUGGGAUGUGAUCAAUAAAUUAGACAAAAAAGAAAUAAAUUUCCCAGAAAACAUAACGCACACGCAUAUCAAAAAUAGAAAUCCGCAAGCAAUAUAUACUAGUAGAUCAUUAAAUUCUUUAAUUAACACUGCUCUACGGAUGAAAUUAAAUUAUAAUAUUACAAUUAUUAAUACAUCUUACCUAUUUAUAUUAAAUAAUAAUGCUAACAGAAAUAAUGAAAUAAAAACAUCACCUCAGAAUAACCAAUUAUCGAAAAUGGACUUAAGUUUUCUAUGCAGCAACCGAAUUUUGUACUAUUAUCAACAAGAAUCAGCAUCACCCUCACAUUCUAAUCUUAAUAUUCCAAAAACGCAUCAGUUUUACGAAAACAAUUUGGCUUAUAACUAUAUUCAUAAUAAAAAUAAAAGGCGAAAAUAUAAUGAGGAUACACACUAUCAAGAAUUACAAGAAACAGAAAUGCAAAGCAUCCAUUCUACUAUUAGUAAAAAUGAAAGACCUAAAAAACCUGAAGUAACCACUGUUAACAUAAGUUCUGAAGUAAUCACUAUGAUUACUGUCAACAAAGAUCCUGAAACAACUGUUACUAAUAAAAAAUCUAAAAGAAAUGAUUUAUAA
Messenger RNA from Cetraspora pellucida, 1287 nucleotides. The record is from the annotation of a GenBank genome assembly. NCBI's taxonomy places the organism in Eukaryota, Fungi, Glomeromycota, Glomeromycetes, Diversisporales, Gigasporaceae.